Haliotis rufescens (red abalone) is the source of this 3232-nucleotide messenger RNA. Its product is annotated as ubiquitin-conjugating enzyme E2 variant 2-like. The transcript is spliced from 4 exons. Bases 106 to 549 code for a protein of 147 amino acids. Gene Ontology annotation, biological process: DNA damage tolerance; protein K63-linked ubiquitination. Lineage: Eukaryota; Metazoa; Mollusca; Gastropoda; Lepetellida; Haliotidae. The record is from RefSeq and is a predicted model, not a curated record. Gene Ontology annotation, cellular component: nucleus.
AGAGUUUUUAGAGAAACUCCGUUUUAACUGCCCCGGCACGAAUAUAUUUUGAACAAGAUUGGUUGCUGAAUAUUCCGGAACAUCUCACACAGCAGAGAAAACAAAAUGGCGGCGUUUAUGCAGCAGUCACAGGGCUCAGCGGAGAUGCCCCGUGGGUUCUACCUGCUGGAGGAGCUGGAGCAAGGCGAGAAGGGCAACGGUGAUGGCACAAUCAGUUGGGGCUUGGAAGACGAAGAUGAUAGACACUUGUUCAGAUGGACGGGCACUAUCAUUGGACCACCCAGGUCACCAUUUGAGGGAAGAAUUUACAACCUGCGAAUUCACUGUGGAGAAAACUACCCUGAUGAAUGCCCAACUAUGAGAUUCGUUACUAAAGUCAAUUUGAACUGUGUAGAUUCUAAAGGAGUUGUUGAUUUAAAAAAGCUUGAUGACUGUAAACAUAAGGGGCGAUUCUGUCUUAAAUCGAUACUGCAGGCUUUGCGGAAACUGAUGUCACAUAAGGACAACUGUAAACACUCACAGCCCUCUGAGGGAUGCACCUACAACUAACCAGAGACAAUAUGACGGUUCACUUUGCAGUGUUUCACAAGGGACAUCGCGCAACAUCUCAACAUCUCUUUUUCCCAAAAAGGUUGAUGUGGGUCUUUUUAUGGGUGUAACAAUAUUGUUUGAAACGCAGUUGUCGGGUUAAGCUGUCGCAUGUAAGGAUAGAUAUUUGAGCAUGGCACACUGUACCUGUCAAUAUUGACAUAUCACAUUGCCAAGAUGUAGAGAAUUGAUUGACGAUGGAACACAAAAGAAAUAAGAGAUUCUUUGUAAAAGAUUUUGUGUAGCCAAUGUUUCCCAUGUCAUGUGUAAAUUUCUGAUGAACACUUUGCUUUUGUAUUUGUCAUUAACUUUAUAGUUAUGUGCUCAUAGCUUUUCCUUUCUGAAGAAUAUUGUGAGAGGCGUUAUUUUUGGACUUUUAGAUUUUUACUGUACAUAGUAUAUGUCCAUCUAUUUCUAAGGAUGGCUUCCUUUCAAAUCCUUGGCCAUGUACAUUAUAGUUUCUUUGUUCAAGAACAGAAUCUCUUCUGUAAGAUACAAACUGUUUAGUCGUACCUCAGAAACCAGAGCCAAUUCACUUUCAUGUAUUCGUACAAUUUCCUCUGUUUAUUCAAUAUCCACCUUAGCAUGGGAGGUACGUGUCCAUUUUUGAAGCUAGAACCUCAGUGUUCCAAGUAAAAGACUUCUCACUUUAUUAUUCCUAUACAUGUAGAAAGUCAACAUAAAAAUUCAGAUGUCUCACACAUGGGCACUACAUGUUCAAUCCUUGUGUGUUUUUUUGUUGGAGCUGAUACAGUUACUGAACUGGACUCUGUCAUGUGUUUAACAUCACCUCAGUUUUGAGGGUUUGCCAUGUGUCAAGUGACAAAGAUUGUUUGAUUUCUUGAGUUCGAUAUCGGACCUCUGGAGAAGAUUCUCAGCAGUAGGAGGUCCGUUUCGGUACUAGAUAUUCCAGAUUGUGUGUUACCUCUGUUAUGCAUUAGUCAUUGGUUUGUAUUUAUCUCUUUCACUUGUUCUGUUCUGGAUUACUGUCAAUAAUUGUCACAUUUUCAAUCUUGAUUCUCCUUUGACAAACUGUAUGAUCACGGCUUACCAAAGAUGCUUAUUUCACACGUUUAGAAGGCCAGUGGUGCGCUCAGGAUUCGGUGUCUUUGUCUUUAGUAUCAUCUUUUGUUGUCAGUCCUUCUAAUCUUGCAUCUGUCCUUUUGAUGUUUGCUCUAUUUCCUGAGUGCAUCACUGAAAAAUGCAAGAUAUUAUUUUGGGCACCUUUCUGUCACCCACAAAUUCCCAGGGAUUUUGUCCUGUUUCUGAACUUCAAUAUACUUGGUUCUUUUAAGGAACUUGCUAGUGCUAACUAACAACAUGUGUUAGCCAGUUUCAUUACCUAGACAGACACAACAGUGCCAAAUCAACUUUCUAAAGGGCAUUUCGUCCCGGGAUAUCUAAUGCACGCUUUUAGCCUCUGGGUACUCCAGGUUGGUAUUGGCCCCCGAAACCAAUGCUUGGUUGGUGAUCAGGCUGUUUGACUUGGUUUGGUUUCUUUGUCGUUUAACGCCGCACUCAGCAAUAUUCCAGCUAUAUGACGGCGGUCUGUAAAUAAUCGAGUCUGGACCAGACAAUCCGGUGAUUAAUAUCCUGAGCAUCGAUCCACGCAAUUGGGAUCAAUGACAUGCAUCAACCAAGUCAGCGAGCCUGACCACCCGAUCCCGUUAGUCUUUUACGACAAGCAUAUCCGCCUUUUACGGCAAGCAUGGGUUGCUGAAGACCUAUUCUACCCUGGAAUCUUCACGGGUCUGUCAGUGGCAAGUCAACGUAUCCUGAUGGUGUAGAUUGAUGCUCAUCUGGUCGGUGGCAUGGCGUCGUAUCCCGGUGAUGUAGAUUGUUACUCAUCUGGUCCAGGCUUAUUCACAAGCGCUAUCAUAUAGCUGGAAUAUUGCUGAGUGUGGCAUUAAACAACAAACAGAAAACAAUGGGCAUGUUUAGCAAAGUUAUCCCGUGGGUACUUCAAUUUCAUUCUUUUGUGUAAUACCAAGGCAUUAUUCAUUGUCUACAAUACAAGUACCCUAGGAGUUUGAGGGUGCCAUGUGUUAAGAUCAUAUCGAUAUACAUUGUAUUUAACUUGUAAUGCCCAUGUAAUUUGCCUGUAACAAAUAUUUCCACUUAGCGCUGCUUCAGCUCUAUUUAUAAAUUAUCUGGAACAUGUGAAAUUUCAGUAUUGUUGGUAAGCAUUUAGGGGAUAGAAAUGUCGCUGUAUGUAUGAUCAAAAUUAAAUUUAAUUGGAUCCAGACUAUGAAGAAUGGUCAUUUUUUGAAGAAUACAAAUGGUCACAUGAAUGUCAAAUUAUUGAUCUUAUUUUUGUAAAUCUUAACUUUUGACAAAUUUCAAAUCAGGUAUUUAAAGUGCUAUUUUCUUGAGCUAACUCGGGAGAAAAACACAACAGUGACCAUAUAUCAUUUAAGCAAAAUUCCACUUGCUUUUCAGACGUGUAAUGAAGACUAUUCUUGUAGCUCAUUAUAAACUAUACUUGAGGUAUAUGUACAGUAUAUGUAGACAAGGAUGGAGAGGUGGAAUUUUGCUGAUAAUGCUGUGCUUCUAUAGACAAUAUGAUGAUGAUGUGUAUGAUGACCUUUGUAAAUUUGGACAAUUUCAAAUAAACUUUCCCAAAUAAAGCAUUUGUUUCAAUAAA